Molecule: messenger RNA, 1889 nt
Organism: Gymnodraco acuticeps
Lineage: Eukaryota; Metazoa; Chordata; Actinopteri; Perciformes; Bathydraconidae
Gene: trim62.1
Product: tripartite motif containing 62, tandem duplicate 1
Biological process (GO): positive regulation of canonical NF-kappaB signal transduction; innate immune response
Molecular function (GO): zinc ion binding; protein binding
Source: RefSeq, a predicted model, not a curated record
UUGGAGCCACGGAUGUUGCUGUGAAGAAGUCGAGACGUUGAAGCGGAAGAUUCCUGAGGAUCUUGUCAUCGUGUCUUGUGCACCCCCACAUGGCAGUAAACCACUGACUUGAAGAUUAAACUAAGUACAUUCAGCUCCAGAACAUUGCCCUCGUAGAUGCCACUCAGUCUCCGUCUUUGCAAAUGGCUUGCUGCUUAAAGGACGAGCUCCUCUGUUCCAUCUGCCUCAGCAUCUACCAGGACCCCGUCAGUUUCGGCUGCGAGCACUACUUCUGCAGGAAGUGCAUCACUGAGCACUGGAGCAGGCAGGAGCUCCACGGAGCAAGGGACUGUCCUGAGUGCCGGAGGACCUUCGCCGAUCCUCAUCUCUCGCCCAGCCUCAAGUUGUCCAACAUUGUGGAGCGCUACUCAGCCUUCCCGCUGGACGCCAUCCUCAACGCUCAGAGGAGCUCAUACCCCUGCAAGGACCACGAGAAGGUCAAGCUCUUCUGCCUCACCGACAAAAGCCUGGUGUGCUUUUUCUGCGACGAGCCAGCGCUACACGAGCAGCACCAAGUCACCACUAUUGACGAGGCUUUUGAGGAGAUACAGAGGGAGAUGAAGGAGCAGCUGGCCACCCUGCAGGACAGUGAGAAGGGGCACACUGAGGCCCUGCAGCUCCUGCAAAGACAACUCACUGAGACCAAGUCCUCAGCCAAGAGUCUGCGCGCAACCAUCGGCGACGCAUUUGAACGCCUCCACCGCUUCCUGCGCGAGCGUCAGAAGAGCAUGCUGGAGGAGCUGGAGAUGGACACGGCUCGCAAGCUGGCCGACAUCGAGCACAAGAUCCAGCGCUACAGCCAGCAGCUGCGCGACGUCAAGGAGGGCAUCCAGAUCCUGCAGGAGCGCCUCAACGAGACGGGGCGACACGACUUCCUGGAGGGAGUCGCCGUCACAUCUGAGAGGUGCUUCACCUGCCCUGAGUUUGAUAGAGCAGUCCCAGUGUCAUCACUGCAGACCGAUAAGAACAAAAAUGUGGUUGUAAACACAUUCGCUCCAAGAAGGAUUAAAGGGAAGAUACAUGAGACCAAUCUGACGUAUGAAGAUUUCCCGACAUCAAAGUACAUGGGGCCCUUACAGUACACGAUAUGGAAGUCGCUUUUCCAAGAUAUCUCACCAGUGCCAGCAGCGUUGACCCUCGACCCGAUCACAGCCCACCAAAGACUGAUCCUCUCAGACGACUGUACCAUAGUGGCCUACGGGAACCUCCACCCGCAGCCCCUGCAGGACUCCCCGCGGCGCUUUGACGUUGAGGUAUCCGUUCUGGGCGCAGAGGGCUUCGUGUCGGGGGUGCACUACUGGGAGGUGAUGGUGUCGGAGAAGACCCAGUGGAUGAUCGGCGUGGCCCACGAGACAGUCAGCCGCAAGGGCAGCAUCCAGAUCCAGCCCAGCCGCGGCUUCUACUGCAUCGUCAUGCACGACGGCAACCAGUACAGCGCCUGCACCGAGCCGUGGACCCGCCUCAACGUCAAGAGCAAGCUGGAGAAGGUGGGGGUGUACCUGGACUACCACAAAGGCCUGCUCAUCUUCUACAAUGCAGACGACAUGUCCUGGCUCUACACCUACCGGGAGAAAUUCCCCGCCAAGGUCUUCCCCUACUUCAGCCCGGGCCAGAGCCACGCCAACGGCAAGAACGUGCAGCCGCUGCGCAUCAACACUGUGCGCCUCUAAGAGCUGACGCAUCUGUGGUCCUGAGAGAUCAUUCACAGGACUUGUGGAGGUUUCAAAAAGAUAUUCAGUUUUAAAAAGUGUUUAAUAAGGUGUUUGAAAUGUUUUUUUCUUUCAGUUCAGUUCAGAGUUGUGUUCGAUGUUGCUCUUAAAGUCCUGCGCUGUUAUUUUUGUGUCACUUGA